AAAGGAGCAUUCGCAUGCGCAUCUGUGGCAAAUUAGUUCAGUUCGAAUUGAUGUUCGUUCAGAGGGGAUUCACACUACAUCAUUGACAAGUUUUAUGAUUUGUCGGACGACUUAGAUUUUGAUACGCAAAAAAUAUUCAUGAUCUUCAUAUAGUCCGGGUAUUUACAUGACCACUAUCUUUCUUGUGCUGCUGAGUUGAGAAUAAUGUCAUGAACUCUCCUCUUUUGUCGAUCGUAAUGCUGAGUUACUCUUCUACGCACACUAGAGUACCUUUGUUGGGGUACUAUAUACUUAGACAAGAAUUAGUACCGUCAGCGAAUGUGGUUAAGACACUACUUCGUUGAGGGCAAUGGACCCUCUGUCAGAUAGAGGUGGAUCGAUCUGAAAAGAUUGUACAAGGAUCUGCUCAACUUUGCUUUUCUCGUAUGGAUGAUCUCGUUAUCGAAGGACGUGAAGGCGAUUCGUCGAAACUUUUUUGGAUUUCGUAUCAAUUCGGAAUUUUUCGCCCUUGAACGCUUCGUUGCAGCCUGCUUGUGGCUACGAAGCUUAGCAUAACAGAAAGAGCUCCGUUUUUAGAGGAGGUGAGAGAGACUAAGAAGAAAAUUUUCGAGUUGCUUGAAGAACGGUCUCGUUUGCGAGGUUAUAUUCUAGAAAAUCCUGCACUAGAGUCUAACGACAAAGUUCGUACGCAGCACAGUUACCGCACAGAUUGGGAUAAGAUCUCGAGUUUUACAUACUCACCUAAGUGGCACAGGAUUUCAAGGAGAGAGAAAAAGAUGUCGAGACGUGCAGAGAUCUGGGAGCGCAAGCGGGUUGCUUUCCUGCAAAAUCGCAAGGUCGGGGGCAUCGCAGCUGACUCGGCUAGCGCCUCUUCUAGCGUUUGCGAAGACAUCGAGCAUUCUUGGAACGAGAGCAGGAAAAAUGAUCCGCCGAAGCCUAUUUUGCGCCAAGAAUACAAGCUCGUAGACGAUGGGGUGCCUCAAAGACCGCAUGACCGGAAUCGAACCGAGAUCAAAAUCGCAAAACCACCGGGUAUUAUUUAACGGGCUCUACCUCGAAGAAUGAAGCGAUUUUUUCGUCGUGAUUUCGUCAUAUAAUCUAACUACUACAACGGUGACUUAAAGCCUUUUACUUUUCAUCAUCUUCUCUUGCACCUGACUUCAUUUGUCCUCAAUAUUUGUAGUUCACUUCGCUUUCGUAUCUUCAUGACAGGUGGUGGCUCUAGCAUGGACCUAUCUUGGUCGGCUUCCACUACAAAUUCUGUUGCGCCGAUAGUGCAGCCAAAGCGGUUUAACCCUUUGACUGGUACACCACGUGAUGUCGAUUUCCCAUUAGGUGGCAUGCAGAAGGGGCGUGGCUUGCCUCGUGCAGCAGACAAAGAGAAUCAUGCAUUUGCCAGCAAUUCCAAUGUAGCCCCGCCGCGAAGUAACGACAACAUGCUGUCGACGGAACAACACCCGCGAAUGAUGACGACAAGGUCGAAUAAUCAAGCAACGAGUGGGAGACGAUAUUUGCCGGCGCCGUCGGGCACUGCCGAUCAUGGACCAACUGUGCAGAGCUCGAGCUCGUCUUCUUCAGUUGUACCAUCUUCAUCUUUGCAGACAGGACCUCCUUUGCUAAGCACGGGUGCAAGUACAGAGCAGUUGAAGCCGAGUUACUCUAUGAUGCACCAGUCUAGUAAUGACGUUAAUAGCGGUACUGGUACAGAACCAACACCUACACCCAUCAUUGCGCAACAGCAGCUAAUCGAGCAGCGCCUGCCGUCUAGUCGACAAGUUAGCGCGCGCACCGGGCCACUAAGAGACGCGGCGCUUGGCGUUUUGGGUAAUGUGGGAAGCAGGAGUAGCAGUCACGAAAUGCCCGUCUCCUCUGGUAGCACGCUCGGCGGCCCUUCACCCGUAGCUGUCGAGGCUUCUCCCGCUACGAGUGCAAGCACUAUGGGGAUGUCAUCGUCCUCGAAGAACGUCAAGCCACUCAGUUUGAUAUCCUUGCGCGAGCCGGGGGUCUACAACGGUGGGAGCCAGCCAGGUGCAACGGAACCGCCGCAGCACCAUCGUCCACGGUUCGUUCCACAAAAUACUCCACACCCACCGAAGAUUAGCGUGAGAACGCCGGCUGGAGCCCCGAUGUCUGCGGCCCAUCAUGGGCAGCAGCAGGGCAACCUGCAACCCGCUGCGGGACAGCCAAUGACAUCUCAUGAAAACGAGCACUCAGUACGCCAAGCGAGCAAUCGAUCCCACCGCGGCACUGUUGCUGAUCAAACCGGAACAUCAAUGGAGCUCCCAACUGCGACUUCUAGUUCAGGUCGGGGACGCUCUGCGAGUGUAAUGCCUAUUCCCGCAGCACCGGUUGCAACUGUGACUAGCCACGUCGUGGCUCAGCCAGCUGUCGUUGUUCAGCCUCAACAACAAUCCUCUUCGACGACCCCAAACGCAAGUUCAUCGGUCUUGCGGCAGCGAAAGCGUCGAGAUCGCUCACCGACAGGGAAGAUUGGCUUCUUUGGCGAUCAAGCGGAGCCAGCGUCUCUGCAAAAUUCAAUAGGUCAUAUGACCUCUCCAGCUGGUAGCACGAUUGCGCCGCCGGCGUUCGGACGUCGGCCUCCAGGUGGGGCUAGUUCAAUCUUGUUCGGCUAGUUAGAAAGUAUUCAAGCACUUGUCGUUGUGUCUGCUUUUUUUGAUCUGAAAUAUCUUCUGCAAUGAAUAUCACGCUUUUUAGGAUGUUGUAGCCCAGAUAGAUGAGAAAGAUUAAGGAAAAUUGAUGUACGCUGUCGAUCGGUUAUCCUGUAUAGAUGAAAUGAUGGCGGUAGUCAAUUUUGACUUUUGACUUAUAUUUGGUAUUUUUUGGUACUGGUAGCAGAACUUCGUACUGAUUUUUGAAAGGAAGCGAUUUUCGACUCUCGAUAGAAUGAUUGCUUGAAAUAACAACGACCGUAAAUAAGCUGUUCCGUGUUGCAGAACUAUGACGAGGUGGUAGAGCAGCACUAGAUUGAUUGAAAUGUAAUCUGAAAUUUAGGAUGACUCAAUGCAGUAAAUACUUUCUUAGUUCUUUGGAGAAUCAACACGGAUUUGUACCACGAGCUCUCGAUAGAUAUACAGAUGUUAUUAUCGGUGUUCGCACCUGUUCCAC
This is a messenger RNA of Amoebophrya sp. A25, 3126 nucleotides long. Lineage: Eukaryota; Dinophyceae; Syndiniales; Amoebophryaceae. The record is from the annotation of a GenBank genome assembly.